This is a messenger RNA of Trypanosoma rangeli, 3249 nucleotides long. RefSeq lists its product as uncharacterized. Gene Ontology annotation, molecular function: protein binding. The transcript has a single exon. The coding region runs from base 1 to 3249 and encodes 1082 amino acids. The record is from RefSeq and is a predicted model, not a curated record. Lineage: Eukaryota; Euglenozoa; Kinetoplastea; Trypanosomatida; Trypanosomatidae.
AUGCGCGUCUGGACGCAGACACCGGUCGCUGCGCGGCAUCCCACAGGGUUUGCCGUGCACAACUUGUCGAGCGACGCCGAAAAGAUGUCGGCAUCACCACCAGACGCGGGUGGAAACCGAGAGCGAGAGGCGGAGAUAGAACAGCUGCAUCAGUUAGUAGGGGCGGCGGCGGGGCUUGUCUUCAAGCAGCGCCUGGCCAUCCAUCGCAUGAAUUGCGGCUCGCUUCCGUCUGGAAAGGAACACCGACCCUUGCACACAUCUGUGAGUAGGGGGGAUGCCUGCAAUGUUGCGUUACAGCGGCUGGCAGAUCUGGAGGAUCAUUUGUCGCAGGAAACGAGUCGUUGUAUUCGUUUUUCGAAUGUAACAGCUCUUCACUUCCUCAACGCGAAACACUAUUCACGUGCGCUGCAGAUUCUACUUAGAGAGGAGGCCAUGACACAGAGGGGGGCCGGAAAGUGGUUUCCCUUCUUUAGCACCACGGAAUCUAUUGAGAUGGAUGUUAGGAACUUUGUUCAGUCGAUGGAGGACCAUCACGGCGGGGAUAAGGGGUGUAUGCAGGAGAUAUUUGUUCCUUUCUUCACCAAGCGUCAUGAGAAGAUGCGGCAGCUUGCCUUCGCCGUGGUCAACAAUAACAUUGGGUUAUACCACUUCAAGCUUGCAGAGUACGAGCUGGCGGUGCGGCGCAUGUCCCAUGCGCUUCACUUAGAGGAGGCGUUAGGGGUUGAAACCAUUGGGGUGACGUACUUUAACCUAGCCCAGGCGCAGUACGAAUGUGGUAAUGUGGAGGAAGCCUUGACAGCCAUCUCGUUGGCGGAGGAGGCGAUUGAGAGGCGCAUCUACGAGUCCGAAACCCAAAUGAAUAGUCUUCACCGUAUUGCCAAGCACGGCUGCGAUGAUGGCGGUGGUAGUGCCAGCAUUGUUCCAGGGCUAGAGCGACGAAGGCUUGACGUGCACAUUAGCUGGCGUGAAAGUGUGUGCCUGCUCUCACGUGUGUUGGAGGCCCACGGAAGGUGGCUGCAGAGUAGUACCGCCUACAAGGCUGCCAUACAUCGUUUUGAGCAGAGCGAUAGGUGGCUCUCGUCUGUAAAGCGGCUAAGUGCGGAGGAGAAUAAGUGGCGUCAGGAACUGCGGCAGCGCAUACAGGAAUGCAAGCGUGCGCAGCGACACAGCUGCUGUCAUCCCAAGUCAACAGCAUUGUACUCCUCCCCACUCCCUAGCAGAUCUUCCGCUCACCCGCGCAGCAUCAUCGUCACGACGACGCUUCCACGUCGUAUUGAGAUUACAACCUGUGCGACACCGUUUGACAAUUUUGCCAAGCUGAAUGAGAAGGAGGAUGAGGAAAAUAGAGUAGCAGGGGUCGACCUGCGACACCCACUGAGGCAGCGGCGGCAGCAGCUGAAGCAGCAUCAACAUCAGGGGCAAAAGAAGCAAAACGAAAGACGUGUGAAGCCGGGCCACAAGGAUGUGUACGACUUCUCAAAUAUCUCCCCUACAGCUGCCGCUGCGGAGCUGCCUCACUGCCGCAACAUGCCGCGCCGCCCAGCGUGGGAUUCAGACACGCAUGUUGUUCACCGUGACUCAAUACGACGCCGCACGGCGACACCGACUGCAAGUUCUCUGACGCACACGAAUUCGGAGACCAGGACCUCCUCGCGGUUAACCUCCACUGCACAUACGCCGUUCUCACGGGGAGCUAAGAGCGGGCGUGAGACCUCAGGAAGGCCGACGUUAUCGAGUGAAAUGGAACUGACGCCAUCAGAUGUACAGCGGAGACAACGGUCAAGCCAGGCGGAGGCGUGCACGCCACUGCAUAGACCGCAAUCGGGUCACCAUGCCGUGGCACGCCGUGCCUGGGAUUUAAACAAUAGCGAUGAGUUAUCGCCACCGACGACUUCCACGUCGGAAAGGAAGGUGUGUGCCCCUUCGCUGGGGAGAUGCAUACAUGUCCUGCAGGCCUUUGCCCGGGCACGGCUCUCAUUGUUUGAGAGGGAGUGGCGGAGGCUUCCCUGUGGAACGGGAUUAGUCUCGUCUCAAAACCAUUCCUAUUUUUUAAAUUAUUCCUUAUCUUCCUUCUCAUCGUGCAGCGACGCGAUGCUCAACACUGACGGCGCACUGUGCCUUGCGAAAGCUGGUGACUGUGUCUUGAAGAACGGCGGGGCUUCCGUGAGGACGGCGCCUGUUCAUAGUACGAGGCCGCCACGUGCAGCUGCGAUCCUUUUGGCUUUUUUGUCGGCUCGGCGUUCAGCCUCGCUUGCGUGUCAGCGGCGCAUCGAGCAACAGUACGCGAGAGUGAUGGAAAGGGUUCUGCAGCAAUACACCGCUUGUGCCGCGUCUUCUUUGCCUACGACAGCGAGGAUGCAGAUGCUGCGUGGUUCAGAACGAAACCGAACUUGGGCAGAGGUGCAGCCGCAGGUUACCAAUGGAAGUUACGCAGCUUUCCCUCCGCACCGGGGGGAGAGUUCCCCAAAUAGGAAUGAUAAGACGCGUCUAGGAAGUGGGGGAAGUAUGGCUUCCAGCGAGGAUAACACGAACUGUGCACACCUCGCCGAAGGCAGAUUUUGUCGCAGGUACAGCUCGCUUCUGCGCAUGCUUCCGCAUGGGGGAGAACCCCCCAACACUUCGCUUGACGCCAUCACGGUGGCGAACAAUCACUUGAAUGGGGAUGCAACGUCGGUAAACACACGCAGUACCGGGCCGCACGUUUACUCAAGCAGUUCCGCCACGCCUCCCGUGUCGGAGGACUUAGCCAUUCGAAACGGCGGGGUGGAAGAUUUUUCCACAUCCUCAUGGUGCUCGCGACGACGUUCAGACUUCUCCAGCACGCCGCUGUCGGAAACAAAUCCACAGAAAGCGAACCGCCACCCGCAUAUUCUUUCCCUGCCGCGUGAUGAGAAUGCGGGGAUUGUGAGGUGCGGCCACACCGACCUGCCAACGGCAGAUGUCUUUAGCAAUGACGUUCAAAAUCAGCUUCCGCCACGUCACCCCGUGGCUAGGCGGCUGCCGUUUUUGUCGUGGGAGAGUGCCAACGGUGCUGCCUACACCACAGCAGGGAUUCUUCGGCAACGACUUCUGAGAACGGAGGCCGCCACCAUAAUUCAAGUGGCCUGGCGCAAUUGGAGAGAACGACGACGCAUGGACGCGGUGCGAAAAUUGAAGGAUUUACAUAGCUACAGUAAAUUACAGCUGGGUUUGCGUUCACGUGACCCAUCGGAGAAGACUAAUAAUAGAAGUCUACUGAGGCGAUUGUGA